This is a messenger RNA of Penicillium diatomitis, 2562 nucleotides long. Its product is annotated as GcvT family protein. Gene Ontology annotation, cellular component: mitochondrion. The record is from RefSeq and is a predicted model, not a curated record. The transcript has a single exon. NCBI's taxonomy places the organism in Eukaryota, Fungi, Ascomycota, Eurotiomycetes, Eurotiales, Aspergillaceae. The coding region runs from base 1 to 2562 and encodes 853 amino acids. Gene Ontology annotation, molecular function: protein binding; oxidoreductase activity.
AUGUCAAACACACAACGCGUCGUCAUCAUCGGGGCCGGCAUCGUGGGCACCAACCUCGCAGAUGAGUUGGUCUCGCGAGGCUGGUCGGAUAUCACUGUUGUCGAACAAGGCCCACUAUACAUGCCCGGGGGGUCAACAUCUCAUGCCCCGGGUCUCGUGUUCCAGACCACCCCUUCCAAAACCAUGACAAGUCUGGCCCGAUACACAGUCGAAAAGCUCCAAUCACUUGAGAAGGACGGGCAGAAUUGCUUCAAUCAAACAGGUGGACUCGAAGUUGCAACAACGCCGGAGCGACUACAGGAUCUGAAGCGCAAACAUGGCUAUGCCUCCUCUUGGGGGAUUGAGGCCUAUCUCGUGAGUGCAGAGAGAUGUCUCGAAUUAUACCCGCAUCUCAACAGAGAUGUCGUGCUGGGAGGUUUCCACAUCCCCAGCGACGGCUUAGCACUUGCUGCCCGGGCGACACAGCUCCUCAUCGAGCGAACGCGCGCGGCGGGAGUCAAAUAUCUUGAAAUGACCCCAGUGACGGGAAUCGAGAGAAGCAACGGGCGAGUGACCGGAGUGAAUGUCCCAAACGGGGUUGUCGCUGCGGAUAUUGUUGUCUCCUGCGCGGGCUUCUGGGGCGUAGAACUCGGUGCUAUGGUUGGCUUGUCGAUUCCUCUCCUGCCGCUUGCCCAUCAGUAUGCAAAAACUACGGCGGUGCCGGGGCUGGUCGGCAGGGAGCUCAACAAGCAAAUUAACGGAAAGAAUGCCGAGCUGCCCAUUCUACGACACCAAGACCAAGACUUGUAUUACCGUGAGCAUGGCGACCAGUAUGGGAUUGGAUACUAUGGCCAUCGGCCCAUGCCCGUGAAGGCGUCGUCUCUCGGUCUUACUUCAAAGGAAGUUGAUGAGAAGAAUAUGCCAUCUCGUCUCGAAUUUACAGAGGAGGACUUCGCGCCUGCGUGGAAAGAAACACAGCGACUGUUGCCCAUGCUACGAGAAACUCAGAUUGCGGACGGGUUCAAUGGCGUCUUCUCAUUCACCCCGGAUGGAGGACCCAUCUUUGGGCAAGCUCCCAAUUUGGACGGCUUCUGGGUCGCUGAGGCGGUUUGGGUGACACAUUCUGCGGGUGUUGCUCGCGCUGUUGCCGAGACUCUUACGACGGGUCGCUCGCAGAUCGACAUGUCUGAAUGUGAAUUGUCCCGAUUUGAAGAAGUGCAGUUGAGUCAAGAGUACAUUGAGGAGACCUCCUCUCAAAAUUUCGUCGAAAUUUACGAUAUCCUGCAUCCCUCUCAACCCAGACUUUCUCCACGCCAGCUGCGCACCAGCCCUUUCUAUGCGCGGGAGGAAGAGCUAGGCGCCUACUUCCUCGAACUAGGAGGAUGGGAGCGCCCAUUCUGGUACGAAUCGAACCGAGACCUGUUGAAAUAUCUUCCUCCCCAAUGGAAACCAGUAGAGAGAGAUCCCUGGUCAAACAAGUUCUACUCUCCGAUCGCGGCGGUCGAGGCAUGGAAAACGCGCAAUGCCGUGGCCAUGUUCGACAUGACCUCCUUCCAUCGAUUCGAAAUAUCAGGACCGGGAGCCCUGGAUCUUCUACAGCGCCUCAGCACGGCCGAUAUCAAUACCAAACCGGGAACUAUCACCUACGCUCUCUUUCUGAACGACCACGGCGGAGUCCGUGGCGACUUCUUUGUCUCCCGACUCGAAGACAGUCUCUUCCAGAUUGGCGCCAAUUCAGCCACAGACUUGGCCUACCUCUCUCGUGAGGCUCGCCACCAAAGUGCACGUUCACCGGGGAAGUAUGUCCAAGUCCGAGAAAUCACAGGAAGCACAUGCUGCAUUGGACUCUGGGGGCCUCGCGCACGGGACGUCAUCUCCGAAACCACGACGGAGGACUUCUCCAACAAGGCCCUCCCAUACUUUGGCGUGAAACGCUGCAUCAUCAGCGGCAUCCCGGUCACCGCUUUCCGCAAAUCCUACGUCGGUGAAUUAGGCUGGGAACUUCAAACAAGCGCCGAGUACGGCCAACGACUAUGGGACAUCAUCUUCCAAGCGGGCAAGAUCCACGGCCUCGUCCCCGCCGGCCGAGCCGCAUUCAACGCCCUCCGUCUGGAGAAAGGCUACCGCACCUACGGCACCGACAUGACCACCGAACACACUCCCUUCGAAGCAGGUAUUGCAGGCGCCAUCCGCGCAAGCAAAUGGGAAGACUACGUGGGCAAAGCAUCACUCGACCGUCUCUCGCCCUCCUCCAAGCGAAUGCCAACCCGACGUCUGCGCUGUCUGACCGUGGACGAUGGCCGAUCCAUGAUUCUCGGCAAAGAGCCCGUCUUCCACAAGAACAAGGCCGUCGGGUACGUGACAAGUGCGGCGUUUGGGUUCACUGUUGGUAAACCUGUGGCCUAUGCUUGGCUCCCCGGUGCUUUGGGCGAAGGGACCAAGGUCGAGAUCGAGUACUUCGGAAAACGCACCCGGGCAACCGUAGCCGCCGAUCCGUUAUAUGAUCCUGAUAAUGAGCGGAUGAUGGCCGAUGGGUUGUCGAACGAUUCGGAUGUUGGCGCUUCUGUGAAGGCUCGUCUUUGA